Ectocarpus siliculosus is the source of this 2217-nucleotide messenger RNA. Lineage: Eukaryota; Phaeophyceae; Ectocarpales; Ectocarpaceae. The record is from the annotation of a GenBank genome assembly.
AUGGGCUACAGGGACUUGCAGAAGCUCGCCAAAGAAAACGAUAUACGCGCUAACCAGGCUGGAGAAGCCAUCAUCAACGACCUCGUGGCUCUGGGGGCAAACCCAGCCAGAGGGCCGGAUAGCAACGGGGAAGAUGUCGCGGUCCCUGCGACAGGGGAGUCGUCGGAUUGGGUUGCCGGCGUCCUUGAUGAGGACAUCAUGGCAGGGGUUGAUCUCGAGGCGGAUGGCGAAGAUGACGCUGACGGCGAGGACAGUGAAACUUACGCUCAAGCUGUCAAGAGGGCUACCUCGGGCAAAUUUACCGCGACCGACAUGGAGGGGCUCAAGGGCGGGGUGGACCGGGGGGAUGGGUGGGUGACCUUUAAGCUGGGGAAGGGGGAUGCGCUCGGUCUUGACGGAGAGGGGGACGACGACUACUUUGACGACGAUGACGAUUAUGACGACGAGGAGGGUGGCGGGGGCGAUGACAUGGACGCUCGUAUACGGGACGCGGAAGCGUCAAGGUUUCGACUGUCUCCGGAGAUGAUUGCCUCCAGCGCGGAGGACUUCGGGUUCGGUCGAGACGCGGCGGACCUCGAGAAGCUGACGAUUACCGUCCCGACGGGUUGCUGCCCCGGCUGCGGGAGCAAGUUCCAGUCCGAAGACCCGGCGAGCCCCGGGUUUCUCCAGCUUGAUAAGCUCGACGGCUUGCUUGGCAACGAGGUGGGGGCUGCUACGGUGAUGACGGCAGAGGACACAAGAGAAGCAGCAGCGGUGACGACAGACGAGGCAGACAUGGACCCGGAAGCAUGGCUGGAGGCGCAGUCCGACAUCAACACCGACCUAGACUUCGACCUAGAUGUAGGCGAUGAGGACGAUGAUGGAGGCGACCCUAGGGGAGAGUGGGUAGAAGGGUCGUACGCAUCUCCUGCAGGCGUCCCGACCGGAGGAGGGGGAGGGCUGGGACGAGCCUCGAGAGACACAGCGGUGCUAGCCGGACGCACACCGACAACAACAACAGCAGCUGCAGCAGCAGCAGUAGGAGCAACGGAGUUGUCAUCAAAGGAGGCGGUGGCGGGGUGGGGGCUGCCGGGGACGGGGAUGGCGGCCUUGGAGGAGGAAGGCGAAGAGGAGCAAGAGAAGCUGCUCGUGUGCCAGAGGUGCUACCGGCUGAGGAAUUACGGCAGCGUGGAGGACACCCUGAGACCCGGGUUUUCGGACAGUGACCUGCUGACCCCGCAGCGAUUUCUGGAGCUGCUGGGCAGCAUCCGGAAGCAGCGUUGCCUCAUCAUCUACCUGGUGGACCUCUUCGACUUCCACGGCACCUUCCUGUACAACCUGCCCAAGAUCACAGGAAACAACCCGGUUCUUGUAGCCGGUAACAAGGUGGAUCUCCUGCCGAAGGACCUCAAGAGACAAAGGGUCACCAAGUGGGUGCGCGACAAGUGCCGAGAGUCCGGGCUGCCGGAUAUGGAGAUGAGGGACGUCCACCUCGUUAGCUGCAAGCACGGCGUCGGUAUCCCGCCGCUGAUGCGCAAGGGGGGCAAGGGGGGUGGCAGGGGCGGCAAAGCGCCCGCGGUGGCGGGGAGAGGUGUUACCGUCAGCAGCGUUCCGGGAACUACGCUCGAUUUCCUCAAGGUGGAUCUUGGAGACAAGAGGGCCCUGUACGACACCCCGGGGCUGCUCUUGCCGCACACUCUGACGUCUCGCCUCAACGCGGAGGAGCUGAGGGCGGCCAUCCCCAAGAAGAAGGUAGACCACGUGACCUUCCGGGUAGGGGAGGGCAAGGUGGUGCUGGUGGGCGGCCUCGCGAGGGUGGAGGUGGUGACCGGCCGACCCUUCCUGCUCACCUUCUUCGUGUCGAACGACGUUCGCCUGCACCCGACUGACGCGAGGAGGGUCGACGACAUGCUGUCUGAGCACGUCGGCAAGGGCCAGAUGAUCUUCCCCCCCUUCGACCCAGAGAGAGUUGACGAGCUGGGACCGCUUGUCCCCACCGACUUCGACAUCAUGGGGGCCGGCUGGCGAGAGUCGGCGGCAGACGUAGUGAUUGCAGGGCUGGGCUGGGUCAGCGUCACGGGCGCGGGGCCGGUCACCUUGCGCGUGUGGGCGCCUCGCGGUGUUCUGGUGAUGGCGAGGGAGCCGCUGCUCCCGUACGAGUCCUGGGAGACCACGGCCAAGUUCACGGGCGGUUCCACCGUCAAGAAGGGCAGGAAAAAGCAGGGACGGCGGGCAUAG